CCGCGCCCGUCCAGCGUGUGACUUCACCAGCGCCCAGAGCCAACGCGGCACCGAAGGCCGGGUCCCCGCCCACGGCCCCGGCCGCAGGUGCCAGGAGCCUGAAGCGGCAGCGCCUGGACGCGCGGGCCUGGGGACCGCCAGGCGCCGGGACUACGCUCCCGCCUCCGCCUCCGCCUCUUCUUUGUAGCGAGUCCCCCGGUCGGUCCUCCCCGCCCCCCUCGCGGCCCGCCGCCCGCCUUUCUUCCUGCUUCGCCUUCCUGCGGCGCGGCGGCCUCAUCUAUUAUAGAUGCUCGGCCGUGGCUGACAUCAGCCAGCGGCCUCUCGAGCGCGCGCUCCCCAGCCCGGCCCAGCCUCUCGCUGCCGCCCGCGCCCGGCCCCGCUGCCCGCUUUCUGCAUGACUGUCACAAAGAUGUCCUGGCGACCGCAGUACCGCAGUUCCAAGUUCCGGAACGUGUACGGGAAGGUGGCCAACCGGGAGCACUGCUUUGACGGGAUCCCCAUCACCAAGAACGUGCACGACAACCACUUCUGUGCUGUCAACGCCCGCUUCCUGGCCAUAGUCACAGAGAGCGCUGGAGGGGGCUCCUUCCUGGUCAUCCCCCUGGAGCAGACAGGUAGAAUUGAGCCAAACUACCCCAAGGUAUGCGGUCAUCAAGGCAAUGUGCUGGACAUCAAAUGGAACCCCUUCAUUGACAACAUUAUCGCCUCGUGCUCCGAGGACACUUCGGUGCGGAUCUGGGAGAUCCCGGAGGGUGGGCUGAAGCGUAACAUGACCGAAGCCCUCCUGGAGCUCCACGGACACAGCCGGCGUGUGGGACUGGUUGAGUGGCACCCCACGACCAACAACAUUCUCUUCAGUGCUGGCUAUGACUACAAGGUCCUCAUCUGGAACCUGGACAUAGGCGAACCAGUGAAAAUGAUUGACUGCCACACAGAUGUCAUCCUCUGCAUGUCCUUCAACACAGAUGGCAGCCUGCUUACCACCACGUGCAAGGACAAGAAGCUCCGUGUGAUUGAGCCCCGCUCUGGCCGUGUGCUGCAGGAGGCAAACUGCAAAAACCACCGAGUGAAUCGUGUCGUGUUCCUGGGCAACAUGAAGCGGCUCCUCACGACAGGGGUCUCCAGGUGGAACACGAGACAGAUCGCCCUGUGGGACCAGGAGGAUCUGUCCAUGCCGAUGAUCGAGGAAGAAAUUGACGGGCUCUCGGGCCUCCUGUUCCCAUUCUAUGAUGCUGACACCCACAUGCUGUACCUAGCUGGAAAGGGGGAUGGAAACAUCCGGUACUAUGAGAUCAGCACGGAGAAGCCCUACCUGAGCUACCUCAUGGAGUUCCGUUCCCCGGCCCCACAGAAAGGCCUAGGUGUCAUGCCCAAGCAUGGGUUGGACGUAUCCGCCUGUGAGGUCUUCCGCUUCUAUAAGCUGGUGACACUCAAGGGCCUGAUUGAACCCAUCUCCAUGAUUGUGCCCCGGAGGUCAGAUUCCUACCAGGAAGACAUUUACCCCAUGACACCAGGCACAGAGCCAGCACUGACGCCAGAUGAAUGGCUGGGAGGCAUCAACCGAGACCCUGUGCUGAUGUCUUUGAAGGAAGGCUAUAAGAAGUCUUCAAAAGUGGUAUUUAAAGCCCCCAUCAGAGAAAAGAAGAGCGUUGUCGUGAACGGCAUAGAUUUACUAGAAAAUGUCCCACCCAGGACAGAGAAUGAGCUCCUCAGGAUGUUCUUCAGGCAGCAGGAUGAGAUCCGAAGGUUGAAGGAGGAGCUGGCACAGAAGGACAUCCGACUCCGUCAGCUCCAGCUAGAACUGAAAAACCUGCGCAACAACCCCAAGAACUGUUAGCCUCUCAGUGGGCUGUUUUCCAAGCCAAUCUCUCCGGUGUUUCUACUGGUCCCUAAACUGCCCCUUAUCUGUUGAGCCCAGAGACAGGGCCUGGACUGGAGCUAGGGACCAUCUGGUAGACCCUAACUACCACCUCAAGAACUGGAAGCUGACCUUUGACCUCCUGACUUCAUGCUAACACCAGUCCCCCAGCCUCUCCUGGAGGAGACCCCACCCCUGACUGGCAGCCCUUUCCCCUGCAGCCCCAGGAGCAGGGUUCCCCUUGGCUCCUGCAGGUGUCCUCCAGGGAGGGAGCGGGAAGAGCAGGAUUGAAGCCUGACUUAGAACUUGAAUGUGUCCCCUGCAGAGGGGUUGCCGGGACCUAUCUACACAGGGACCAGUUGCCCCAGUCCCAGCAUCACUUCUGAAGCACAGUGAGGGCUGGGUGGUUGCCGUGGAGCGCUCUGCCCACCUCCGGCCUCUUUCUCUCCCAGCUGCCCUGGGAACCCAGCUCACCCUACCAAAGGUGAGCUCCUGGCAGGCAGGCCCUUUGCUUUCUGAACCGUCCCCCACCCGACCCAACCCUUUGUCUUCAGGGAAUGAGGAGGAUGCUCUCCAAGGCCAUAAUGACCCCUUGCCUUCCCCGUGGUUCUCUUCAAAGCCCUUUUAAUCCCUUUUCAUUUAAUUUGUGAGGCAGGCAGGGAAGGGUUUAAUGUCCCCACUUGUCAAAUGACAGAACUGAGGGGUUGCAAUAAGGAAGCAACCUAGGGUCACCCAGAGGACCCUUGACAUCCAGACCCUGCGGCCAAGACCCUUCCCACUGUACUGAGACUCCAAGCAUUUUGUGGGCUUCCCCAGAAUGAGACCCGGGAGCCACUUCUACUGUCCAUCCAACACCAGUAGUGCCAACCCACCACACUGCCCGGUGAAGCCCUCACAUGCAGUGCCCGGGAUCCCCCCUGGCCUGCACUCCUUGCUCUCACUCCCUACAGGGAGCUCCGUCUAAGAUGAGGCCUCUUCCUGGAAGCGGAGGCUGAGAAAGGAUAGAGCUGGGCCCUAGGGCAGGCAGAGCAAGGGUCCAUGGCUUCCAGGAUGCUCUGCCUGUGUCUCCCCCCACCCUCCUCUUCCCACUUCCAAGCCUGCUAUCUCAGCCACUUUCAGCCUUACACACGCAGGAGGACCACAGCCUCUCCAUCCGCACAGCACUUUAAAGUUUACCCAGCUUUUUGACACACAGAUCUCACUGACUCUCGCAUCCGCCCCACUUUGCAGCGCAGGGAAAGGGAAGUGGCCCUCGGGCUCACCCUCCAAGAUGCUCUGUUUCCUCUGGUCUUCUACAGGCUUGCUUCCCUCCCUCUUUCCAUUUCCCACCCACCACACAGAGCUCCAAAGCACCAAUGUCACGACAGUCACUGCCAUUUGGGCAGAGCAGAGAAGGGGAUCUCUGUUGUUGGCUGGGAUCUGCUACGCACAGGAAACUCCUUGCCUGCCCUUCCUGUGGCCACCUUGCAAACUUCCCAACUGCAGAGGCCCUUCCAGGGAGCUGGGGUGAGCUUCCCCAGCCCGGGCCCUCUCCACUCCAUCCACUGAUGCUCCCUGACCCCAGCUUGCUGAAGCAACUCCCACACCACCCACAGCCAGACUGUCAGCUCUCAUCUCCUCCUCCACACUUCUGGAGCUUUCUUUCUGUCCAUUGACCAUUGUGGUCUUCUGUGAUUAUUUAUGCUGCCUCCCAAGGAUAGAACUGAAAUAAAAUGUUUUCAACUUAUCAAGCCAAGGCACGGCCAUGUCAUUUAGCUGCAGUGAGAUCCUGCUUUUGGUCACCGCACUGCCUCUGUGGCCAGCUGCACACUGAACCGUCUUUCUGACACGCAGCUACCUCUGUAGAGCGAUCCUAGCAUGUUCUGUUCACCUGGCAUGUUUAGUUAUUAAUUUUUUUUUUCCAGACAGGGUUUUUCUGUGUAGCCCUGGCUGUCCUGGACUCGCUUUGUAGACCAGGCUGGCCUCUACCUCACAGAGAUCCCCCUGCCUCUGCCUCCCGAGUGCUGGGAUCACGGGAGCGCACCACCACACCGGGCUCCUCCAGCACUUUGAUAUUGUGGGACUAACAGUGCUUGGCUGUGGGGUUUGUCCUGGUCCCUGUACCCUCAUCAGUGUCCCUGGCCUAGUGCAUCAGAUGUCAUAGCAACAUCCACCUAGUUUUGACUGACAAAAAUACCCCCCAUCUAUUGCUAAGUGACCACGGGGGUAUCAGAAUCACCCCCAAUUCAGAACUAGUGUUCUGGGGCUGGUGAGAGGGCUUAGCAGGAAAAGGGACCUGCCUCCAAAAUAGACGACCUGAGUUGUAGGAGGAGAGAAUUGGCACAUUGGACAUGGGAUACUUGUAUACAUAUACACACACAUAAAUAGUACUACAAUUUUUUUUUCCUUUAAACAUUUUGAUUAUGUGUAUGCAGUACCAGCUGUGGCCAGAAGGGGGCAUUGGGUCCCCUGGUGCUGUAGUUACAGCCUGUUGUAAGCCACCAUUUGGAUGCUAGGAACCAAACCUGGGUCCUCUACAAGAGUAGCUGGUGCUCUAACCGCUGAGCCACCUCUCCAGGCCCAUAUUACACUUUUUUUAAUGAACUGCUUCUUACAGCUAUGCCAAGUAAAGUGUAUCAAACUUAGAAAUCUACUACUCAGAGGCUGGAGCAGGAGGAUUACCAACAGUUCAGCGCAGCCUGCGAUACACAGCAGGACCCUGUCGCAAAAGGAGAGGCACGCUAAGAAUAUACCUCAGCUGGUAUGGUGCUUGCUUAGAAUGCAGGAAGCCCUGGCUCUGAUCAGAAGCACGGCAGGAAGAUCAGAAGUUCAAGGUUAUCUUAGCCACCCAGGGAACUCAAGGCCAGCCUGGGCUAUAGAAGACCAGGACUGUUCAGUAUCCAGCCCUGUGUUAGGGCCCAGGAAGACUGUGUCGUACACUGGAGUGGCAUGUCACAGCCUGCAAGGGACUGAUCCAUGAAUCUGACUCGCUAGGUUCUAUCACUGUGCUGGCGGAAGAGUGAUGUGCCCAAGGUCACUGAGCCAAUGUGAUGAGGAUUUUCUAGGUCCAAGGACAGAGGAUCUGAGGGGAGCCUGCUCCAGGAGGGUGCUGGGGUGCAUCAUGAGAGCAGUGAUGGUGGACACCAGUACUCCCUCACCACGCCAGGCCUGUCUGAGGACAGGGUUGGCAGUGUGAAGGUACCUCACAGGUACCUCAGAGGAGCCAGAGGAACUAGCCCAAGCUGAAGUGGGGAGCAUCAGAGAACUAUAGGGGCACUGUGCACAGGACCCUGGGCAGGUGAGGCUCAGAUCCAUUCCACUGUGGGAAAUCCCGCACGUCACUUCUCUGCGCUGGGCAUUAUUUUCCCAUCUGUACAAGGGGGGGAACAAUUCCCAGGGUUCCCUGUUGGUCAAACACCUGAGGUUUCCAUGAUGCCAGCUGCUGGAGAGGACAGACAAAUUCCCAAGACCACCCGUUGUCUGCAUGAGUGAUACAAACAAGCUCCUCAGGAGGAGGGGAAGCAGCAGGGGUUCCUGUGAGGCCUGAAGGCAGCAUUGCCUAGCGUGAGUUUGAGCAAUCCUACUGAAGUUUCUGCUCCUAGAUCAAUUUUGUGGGUUGUAAGGGAUUCUGAAUCCAUUCAGAGGAUGGUCCACGUAAGCUGUCAGGUGGCUGAGACUAACGUUGCCUGGACCCAGGGGAGCAGGUAAACGAGUAAACACAUUAACGUGGCUUCUCCUGUGGCCCGCCUGGUCCACGCCCAGAACAACAACUCUUCAGCCCUUGCUCCAAAUGGUAAAUUGCCUACGGUAAGUACUGCCCUCGGGAGCCCGUUUUCUAAACCAUGUCUGUUAAGUAUUCUUCCCAUUGGCUAAGUAUUCUUCCCAUUGGCUACCACGCGUCCUUAGUCAUCAUGUGCUAUGCUGGGGUGCAGCUCCCACGCGGCUGGCUCAGAAUGCUGAGUUUCACCCCUGCACAAUCAGGCACGGUAGCCUCUGCCUGCAGUCACAGCAGUUGGGAGGAAGGAGCACGAGGUCCACAAGUUUGAGAAUGUCUUUGACUUUAUAGUGAGUUGGAGGCCAGCCUGAGCUACACGAGACUUUGUCUUUGAAAAAAAAGUCUUCUGCUAUGAAAGCUUUCAGUCUAGUCUUUUAGGCGGCCUCUCUGCCAGUGAUGACUCAGCUCACCACCCAGCUUCACUUAUUUAAAGGCGGGGAGGGGACGCAGCCUUCUGUGGCUCUUCAAACCAUCUCCGUUGGAAUGUUUCCCCCAGACAUUGCUCUGGCUUCGCCCCGAGCUUGGUUUAUCCAGCAGGUUAACUGAGGACUGUACGCCGCACCUCAGAACUCCAGUCAUGUCUAUCUGCAUCAUCCGAGCACCGCCUGGACUCAGAGCCCUGAACUACAGAGGCUGCCCUCUGGGAUGGGUUCGAGGAGGGGUGGUCAGCAGUCUGGGGAGGUUGCUGGCUCUGGGGCUGUCUUCCAGCCAGUCUCCUGAGAUCUCAAGAUGGGUUCAGGCAUUUUUAGACUUUUAGCACUGGGCCGGUAUCCAAGGCUGUCCGAGGACCCAUGCAGAACCUGGCUGCUUCUUCACUGUGGGAAAUGAUUUCAUCCUGAAAACACUCCCACCCUGCCUGCCUUCCAGCUUGGAAGGACUAAGAUGCCUCAGCAGGGACACACAGCAGUGGCAGACACUUAACCUUGGCCAGGAAGAAUGAAGAGAUCCACUGAGGCCUGUGGUGCAGAGGAGAGAGGAAGAGUAUGGUGUGGGCCUGUGUGCGCAUGUGUGUGUCUGUGUGUUCGUGAGUACAUGCCUGAGUGUGUGCAUGCGUGCCUGUGCAUGUCUGUGCCUGUGUGUGUGUGUAUGAGAAAGAGAGAGAGAGAGAGAGAGAGAGAGAGAGAGAGAGAGACCUCUGCCCCCUGCUGGAUGACAACUGAAGCUCCCAGGUGUGGGGAAGUCUUCCUGUUUUGAAAUAACCUGCAGCUUGCUAUUUCAAUUCAGUAACAAGCACCGCGUCAGCCUUACUCCGACCCCUUUGCUGACACCUGGCUUCUUAGGUGGACACUGCCUGGCAGCAUGGUCCCUUAGGUUAACCAUUGACUUCCCAGAGCACUGGUCCAACACACACACACACACACACACACACACACACACACACACACGAUGUUAACCACUAAUAGCACCUGAGGAGGGGAGAGGGGCCUGAAGACACAGAUCUUAGAUAUCAAGGUCACCCCAAAAUGCAAAGACCAGGAAGAAUUUGCUAGAAACUUGAACCUAGCCAGCAGGUGGCAGAUGACAGCCUUCCUAUGAGACUGUUCUGAGCUGGAUGCCUUCUCCAUCUCCCAUUCUACCCCUGAAUGAAUAGACCCAAACACAGACCACUGGGGCUUCCUGGUGAAGCAGGCACUCGGGCUAGCCAGGAUCUGAACCACCCAGGCGUGGGUGAGUGAAGCUCUCCAGGGGUCCGGAGGCUCCUAGCCCGGGAGGAUGGCGUUCUGAGAAUGGCCAGAGGAGGGCGCUCUCCUUCCCCUUCCGCAGAUUCUGCUGUCAUUGCGGGCUGCACGCCUGCUUGCCUGCGAGCUGGAACGAGGCUGAGGCUGGCUUCCCGUCCCAGCACGGAUCUGACCUGCUCGGUGACCUUGAGCAAAGUUCCCACAGGGACAAUGACAGGGAGGGGCCCUUUCUGCCCAGAGAGUCCGCAGUUCCCCGGGGUUUGGGUCUGAGCGGGGAGGGGGGGAGGGAAGAAGAGGAGGGUAGAAAGGAAGAAAGGAUCUGAUAGGAGGAGCCAAGGGUCAAGGGCAGACCCUAGCAGUUGGGGGUCAUUGCCCAGACCAGUCCGGGAGCGCGCCAGCUGCAGCCUACGCAAUCUCCAGGAAGCUGCUGUUGAGAGAAACAGAAGCCGUUCUCCCCAGCUCCCUGCCUCCCGCCCGGGAAAACACAGGGCCAGAGGUGAAGGCGGAGCCUCCUCUGGGGUGAGAAGCCGAGGAAAGGCCUGGAGUGGACCUACGCUAGUGUGCUGCUUGGACCGGAGGAGGUGGAAGGGCAUCGGUCAAGCAGCGGCAACAGGUCCAGCUGGGGGCUAGUGGCCUGGUUAAUGGUGAGAGUGUGUUGAGCUGUGGAAUUGACCUUGACUGAGGGAGAGGGAGGGCACAGUUCCGGAGUGCAACUAGAGAUGAGAUGAGAAGAUCCCUCCUAUCAGGGGAUACACCAUGGAGCUCAGCAAAUGCUAAGAUUCCCAAAAGAGAAGGGAACAGUCUCAGAAAAUCGCAGACUUUUCUCUGCCCUUUAGAUCAGAAGUAAAAUAUUUGCCAAGUACUUUUUUUCUGCUUCUGAGAGACAGAGGUGCAGGAUUUCUUGGAGCACCAAGUGCCCUUGAACGGUGGCUGAAGAUGACUGACUGCUGAUCCUCCUGCCUCCACCCCCCUGGUGCUGAGAUCAUCAUCCACACCCGACUUAGGACGUGCUGGAGAUCCGCUCCGAGGGCUUCCUGCUAGACAAGCACCCUAGCAACUGAGCUGCAUCCAAAUCCUGCUGGCUACUGCAAUCGCUGACCGACGGGGCUGCCCCUUGGAGCUUCCGGGAAGUCCGAUUAGAGUGUCCCUCAUACCUCCUUCCCUAACACUAUCCUCCAUCGACUUAGGACGCCAGAAAUUCACAGUUCCCCACAAAAUCACUUUUAAAAAUAACUGUCUCCAAUAUGAGCUGGCCUCACAGUCACCACAGAACCACAGAGCCGAAGAUGGAGCUCCUGGCCUUUUUUGCCUCCACCUUAAAAAAAAAAAAAAGAUUUAUUUACUAUUUACACAGCAUUCUGCCUGCACACCAGAUCUCAGUAUAGAUGGUUAUGAGUCACCAUGUGGUUGCUGGGAAUUGAACUCAGGACCUUUGGAAGAACAGCAAGUGUUCUUAACCUCUGAGCCAUUAGAUUACAGGCUUACUCUCCUCCCCCUCCCAGCUAUCAGCCAUGGACUUUUGAAAUCUGUUCAGACAACUAAGAGAAAGAGAGAGAGGAGAAAGAAAGGAAGAAAUGUAGGUGUGCUGGCGCCUCAGGAAAAACUGUGAUUAUUUCCAAAGCCCACACUCACCAAGUCCUCUCACCAUACAUAUGCAAUGCAUCAUUGAAAUGGUCAAAGGGAAUAAGACCAUACAGACUUCGGGGAGUUAAUUACUGAUGGUGGUUUGAAUUAAAUGGUCUCCAUAGGCUUAUAGGGAGUAGCAUUGUUUGAAAGGACUAGGACAAAUGGCCUUGGUAAAAUAGGUAUACCUUUGGAAGAGGAGGUACUAGGGCUGGGCUUUGAGGAUUCAGAAGCUCCAGCCAGACCCAGUGGCUCACUUGCUCUUCAUGCUGUCUGCUGAUCCAGAUGUAAGAACUCCCAGCAAAUCUCCAGCACCAUGUCUGCCUGCAUGCCACCGUGCUUCCUGCUAUGAACUAAACCUCUAAACUGUAAGCCAGCCCCAGAUAAAUGUUUUCCUUUGUAAGA
Meriones unguiculatus (Mongolian gerbil) is the source of this 9319-nucleotide messenger RNA. RefSeq names its product coronin 2B (gene Coro2b). The transcript has 15 exons. The coding region runs from base 395 to 1837 and encodes 480 amino acids. Lineage: Eukaryota; Metazoa; Chordata; Mammalia; Rodentia; Muridae. Gene Ontology annotation, molecular function: actin filament binding. Gene Ontology annotation, biological process: actin filament organization. The record is from RefSeq and is a predicted model, not a curated record.